Molecule: messenger RNA, 14187 nt
Organism: Mercenaria mercenaria
Lineage: Eukaryota; Metazoa; Mollusca; Bivalvia; Venerida; Veneridae
Exons: 4
Coding region: 187-5679 (1830 amino acids)
Source: RefSeq, a predicted model, not a curated record
CUGUACACUUUCCAUAUAGGUUAAUACUGUUAUAUAGGGCUUUAAAACCGCUGCAUUAUAAAUAAUAUAACUAGUCGUGUUAUUUCCAUAGUGCAGUUUGCUUUUGUGAAACAUGGCGUUUGAUGUUUGGAUUUAAGAUUGGGCACUUAAUUUCUAAAAGAAAAGUCAAGAGUUCUAGGGAAAAUCAUGGCGACAGGUGUUUCAAGUGGCCACUAUUCACCGGAAAAUGAGAACUUCUGCAGAUACUUUCGACUUGUGAAUGAAACUGGUGUGAAACCUUUAAGGAAGAUCCUUGAAAAUGAAGCAACAUCUCGGCAGAUGACUGUCGAAGUUUUCUUGGGUAACCAUAAAACAACUAUGCAAGUUUUAAGGCAGAGGGGUACGAUUCAGAAACAUCAAUUCGAUAUAAUGUACCCACAAACAGGAAACUUUCAAAUGAAAAAAUUGGAUAUAAGUCUUCUUUGUUUAAUUAUUAAGAACACAUGCACUAUAUCAUCGAGAGGUCGAACAGCAGCGGAAGAUCUUCGGAAGUCUAGAAACGAUCUUUGUCACAAUCCAGUAACAGCUUUAUCAAGAUUAGAUUAUGACACAAAAUUUUCGAAUAUUCAAAAUGUCAUUAAAACACUUCUAAAAGAGUGUCAAGAUGUAAACUUUGAGACAGAUGUCGAAAGGGAGAUAACAAACAUUGAUGAAGGACCUAUAAGUGUGGCAUCAAUGCUACCGCUAUUUAAGGAAUUUAUCGAUGUGCAACCUUCAAUGCAUAAUAUUGAUGACAAACUGUUUAAGUUAGAGAAAUCUGUAUAUGUACUGUAUGAAAGAACUGGAGAGUUACACGACGAAUAUGCAAGCGUCGAAAAGCAGCCAAAGCUGACUAAGGAAGCUGUAGAAAAAAUACUUCAAUUGGAUCUUCGACGGAAAGAAUCAGACCAAAGUAUUAGGAUACUUUGUGACCAAACUGAGGCUGUACUAAAGGAACUUAAACCAAUUGUGCAUACGGAACAAUUUUUUGAAGCAGAACGUAUGUUAGAAUCAAAGGGAAUUGUAAUUGUCAGCGGUGAAACUGGAGAAGGAAAAACAUCAACUGCAUUAGAAUUACUGAGGAGACGGAAGGAUAGAUAUACUUGCAUCCAAAUUUAUAGUCCAGAACAUGUUCAUAAGAUAGAUCCUAAAACGUUUCCUACUAUAUUUAUUGAUGACAUAUUUGGCAGUCACGAGUUAGACAAAAGUAAAACUUACACUUGGGCGCCUGUAUUAGAAAAGCUGCAAAAUCUACUAAAUGCCAAAGCGUUUACGGCAAUAAUAACAACAAGAGAGAUAGUACUAAGAGAAUGUAGUUCUUCACUUGAAAAAUACCCUAUGUUUGAAAACAAAGUGCAACUAAGCUCAAAAUUGUUAAGCGCUGAUGAAAAAUUUAAUAUUCUUUCAGCGACUUUAACUGAAAAGAAAAGGUAUCUACCGUCGGAUCAACUUAGUAAUUGUAUUUCAGAAUUCAAUACUGGCCUAGGCUUCCCAUAUAUGUGUUUUUUAUUUGCCUCCGAUGAAGAGUAUUUUCGUAAAGGCGAAGCAUUCUUCAAGCAAGAUCUUAUUCUUCAUUCUAGGAUGUUAUCUAGAUUAACGAAAAACAAGCAGUUUGCAUUGCUUUUUCUCUGGAUAAUGGGUGGUGAAUGUCCUAUCGCACUUACACGUUCCGAUAAAAAUGAUGAAUUAUUUCAAGAACUCACUUCCAAUUUGAAACAUAAUAUAGAUAUAAAUUGUAUUUAUACAGAAAUUCAGAGAAGUUUUGAAGUAAUGGACGGUGUGUUCGUGGGCAAGACAAACGGGCAUUAUACAUUUUCUCAUAGCAGCAUAUAUCUCUCUACAGGGUUUUAUCUUGCUCAGAUGGGCUUGUUUCCAUUGAUUAUAUCUAAAAGCAGUUUACAAUUUUUCAUGCAAUGUCUCACUAUCAAAGACGAGCAUAGACAAAAUGUUUUGUACGUAAGGAAAGAAUAUCAUAAAGACCUUGUUGAGAGACUGAUUAAAGAGGUCAUCGAUGAAAAACAUAUUCAAGAAAUGGCAGCAUUUCAAUGUUUAAAUGGCAAUGUAUUGAAUUUACUGAUUGAAAGCCUUAAACAAAACAAAUUGCGUUUAAGGUCGUUCUUAUUUUCAGGAAUGGAAAGUGAUUAUUACGACGCCGAAACGUGUCGGUAUAACUUUCUUUCUAGUUUUAUACUAGCACGAGCUGAGGAGGAGUCUUGUUGGUUUUUAGAAAAAAUAUUGAAGAUUUUAAAAUGUGCACAUCCUUUCCAACGAGGACAAAAUUGCAACAUUUGUCAUAUGUAUUUGCAAGCAUUUCGUGCUGCAUGUCGAAAUGGCAAAGAAAAUGCACUGAGGUUGCUGCAGUUUGUCAAAAUCGAUGGAAGUAUGUUAGUUGAUGCAGCAUGUAGUAGCAAUCCCAAUAUGUACAGAAGAAUAAAGAAAAAGCUUGAUUCAGGUCAAAUAGACAUGUAUCAAAAACGAGCAUUACAUAGAGCACUGAAAAACGGACACCUUAACAUGUACCAUGAAAUCAAAUUAAGUGGCUGCAGACCAGACACGGAGUGUUUAGUAAUUGCAGCUGACUCAAAGUAUGAGGAUUUAGUAAGGGACAUUAUUUCUGAUUUACAAGUAUCAAAUGCACUUGUAAGAGACAGUCAUGUUCGGUACGUAUUAAGUACUAUAUUUUCAUUAAGUGUGUUCGAUAGAUUAUGCAGCGUUGACAUGCUACCUGAUGUUACUAAUAUUACCCUUUCUAUGAAAUCUAAUAACAGGCUUGUUGAUCCCAUUCUGUGGGAUCUGAAGUAUGCUGAUAAAACAAAGAAAGUAAACGCAUACGCUCGAAUUGCUCUAUGGAAGGAAUUGAUACAAAAUCGUGCAAUAGAAGAAGCAUUUGUUAAGAAAGGUCUAUUAGAAACAGACGAAUAUCUCAAGCAAAACGUGAAAAGUAGUAAUGUUGACAAUGUAAGUGAGGUUAUCCAUUACAUGGAACAAAACAAUGUUUGGAAAAACAAAAGCACACUUGUAAGUGAUCUACUGAAUCUGUCUUUAGUAUCGUCGUCUGCGGUGUUCAAAUUUCUUCUCACAAAGAAUGUAGUGCCAACACCUGAAAUACUGUAUAUGGCAGUGCUUAGCAGCGACUUUGACAGUGUUCAGCUGAUCGUUAAAAAAAUGAAGAAUAUGGGUGCAUUUUAUCCGAAGAAUACCUUAAUGAAAAGAGCCGUCUUGGUAUCUGUUCACUAUAUUAAAAUUUACAAUUACUUGAUUUCGGAAGGAAUGCUUCCCAGCGCUUACCAUUUUCUAUAUGCUGUUGAAUGUCGUUCAGAUUCUGGCGAAGAAAUUAUUCAAAAUCUAUUUUCUGUUGUUGGAUCUGUGGAUCUGUUAAAAGUAAGCACAAUGCAGCUGGCGUUAUUAGGUUCAGUUGAUAUGAUACCGCUAUAUAAAUGUUUAAGUGAGCACGUUAAUCUUCCACCAAAUGCUCUAGAAAUCGUGUCAGGUGGAGGAAAUAUAACACAGAUCAGAACCAUCAUCAAUCAUUUGAAACUUCAAAAUGCUUGGCCUCCAUUUUACAGUGUAAUAGAACGAACCUUAAUGAAAGUACUCUGUCGUAGAGAAAUUUUCAGGGACCUCAUGAAUGAAUUUGAAUUCAGCUUUUCACCCUUUUAUGUAUUGUUUGCGGUUAGGGAAAACAAACAACGAAAUGUCAGAGAGUGUAUUUCAUAUCUAAAAAAGAAAACAAAAUUGAGUCCUGCGAACAUCGUUUUAAAAUUAGCAUUGUUAGAAAGCCGGGAACAUAUAUCUGGUAUCUUGCGAGAAAAUGAAGUAACAACAGUCAAUCUGUUGGAAGACGCUUGUAGCUUGGGACACGCUGAACUCCGAUCAUAUAUACUGGCAUUGACAGCAAAAACCGGACCGAUUGCAAUUGACUAUACAACCUUAAACAGUGAUAUUGUGCGGGCAUUUUUGAAAUAUCCAAAUUUAUGCUCAGAAGACCUUCUCGAAAGAGCCAUAAAAGUAAGCGAUGGCAUUGUCAUCUCUGAGUUAAUACAAAUUAUGCAGUCACAAAACAGCGGUUUUCCCUGUGAUGCAUAUGCAUCUAGAAUUUUGCAACUGUCUGCCAAACGAUGUGAAAUUUAUGUUGUUUUAUUAAAAAUGAGAUUCAAACCGACAGUGGAAUGUUUGAUCAGAGUAGCGAAAUGCGGUUCCUUAAAAAUAUAUGCUAGAACUCUGAAAAGACUUCGAAAGAGACAUCUGCUCUAUAUCGACAGUACAAAUGCCAGAUUGGCAUUAAAAGAAGCUCUUAAACGAGAUGACGUUAGGUUUUACACAAUCAUUUCCGCAUAUGGCAUAACACCUGAGCUGGAUGACAUUUUGUAUGCUGUUCAAAAUGAAAAAUUAAAUGUGUGCAAGUUUCUUGUGAAUGAUUUACCGAAGUCAUCCUAUCGUUGGUCGAAUGGAAAAUUUGUUUUGUUGCUUCGGACAAAUUUUCAGGUUGGUUUAAUGUUAUUGAGAAAGGGUUUCAAACUAAAUACUGGUGACCUACUUAAGGUAGUCGAAUAUUAUUUUGAACAGGAGAUGUCAUUUGAAACAGUUAGACGAAUAUUUUGGUAUCAUUUCAAUAACUGCCAUUGGUGUUUCACUGAUGAAAAUUUGAAAACUAUCAAUGAAAGAGCAAAAGAUGAUUCACAUAUAUUCAGUCUUGUUGAAGGCUAUAUUAGCACUGCACAAGAAAGACGAAUUUUUCAAGCGCUUAAAUGUGGAGAUCAAUGUAAACCGGAUAUUUGGUUUAGUGGAUAUGCAUUUGAUGCAAUCACGGUAAUAACGAAUGUUCUAAAGCAAAUAUUUACUUCAAGGGCCACGCUAAGUGGGACAUGUGUUAGCGCAAUUAUAAAACUUUUAGAAAGCAUGAACACAGACCGUAGUCUCAAAUUUCUAUUGAGUGUUUUGACAGAUGAUUUGAUAAAAACUGUCCGAAGUGCAGUUACAUUAACAAAACAAGACAAAGAUCAACUGAAUACACGAAUCAUCCAAAUUGCAUUGGAAGAAGCAAUGUAUAAGGAUCCUAAGGGUAAAGAUAUAGAAAACGAUUGUACUUCAGAAAUAUACAGUACCAUUCUAGAUACGUGUUGCAUUGAACCGACUUCAUACUGUCUUUACUAUGGAUUAAAGUACAGAAGGGAUAUUUGUUUCGAAAAAACAUUAGAUCGUCUUCCAAUUUCAAUGAAAACCUCCGACGAUCCGUAUUAUAAAUCUACAAUUGCUUUAUGUUGUGAGAGGUCCGAUGUCAAUACCUUCCAUCGACUUUUGAAAGGGCCCAGAUGCAUUGACACUGAACUACUGUUUGAAACAGUUUGUAGCAAUAACAAGAAUUUUUUCAGCAGGUUCAGAAAUAUUUUACAAAAAGAGAAAAUGUGGGAUGCAUCGUUAAAAGAGUAUUGGAUAGCUGCUGCUAUGUACAAAGCUAAAUCUGAAAACCUUACAUUUUUUAUUUAUCAAUUUACGUCAGAACAUGAAGUUCAGGAGGACAACACUGGGUACACAGUCUCUUUUAGAAAAAACGAUGAAGAUGGUUACGACCAACUUUCUGCUCCUGAAAGGAAGGAAUCGCUUUACGGAGUAGUUCAUAAAUAUGCAGAAGUGGAUGAAACCGAAACUGAAUACGCAUAGAAUAUCAUGCAUUCCACCUGUCUUCAUUUAAUGUGUAAGUAGUAACAGCACGUUAAAUGAGAUAGUGCAUAGGUAAUUUAAGACAGGUUUGUCAUAUAACUGACUAUUUCUUCUUUUGUUAAUAUAAAUAAUUGCCUGUAUCUAGAAUUUGUUUAUAAGGCGCAGAUAAUCAUUUUAGAUAUGUGUAGUGAAAACUUAUAUUUCGAACUUACGUUUGCAUAUGUAUAUUUUAAUGUAAUAAAACCGCCGCUUUGGGUCACGUUCCAGAGCGGGCACAGGUGUAGAUAAAUAAACAUCCUCCCCGUUUCUUGAGAUGUAAAAUGUAUUGUUUUUAUUGCGGUAACCAAAUAUAAGUAACCAUUUCAUAGUCCUACUGGACUGGCAAGAGUUUAAUGACAUAAUGAUACUUAAGUUACUUAGAUUUUAGAUUUACAGUAUUGUUUACAACUAGUAUGUUUGUCGACGUUUUAAUUAUACGUUGUAGUCGUAAAAUAAAUAAAAUGACAUGAUGCCUAAUUCUGCUGAAAUUUCUGUAUGGCUUAAGCGAUAUAAUUGUUUAAACGUAUGCCAUUUGAGAAAUGUACUUGAAGAAGCAUUUAAGAUACAUGUAUUAGCAAAAUAUAUGUGUGACAUUAGAUGAUUUGUAAAGUCUUGGCCAUCUUCUAACGUAAAACUGGCUAUUUUGACUUUUUUUCUAAUUAUUGCAUGUAGAGUUUUGAAAACACAAACCUACUAGGUAUAAUAUCCUUUUAAUAACAUACAGGAAUUUCAACAAAAUGAAUUCAUCCUAUUAUAAGGUUAAAGACCUUGUUCCAGGUCAGAAACGCAUAACUGUUCCGACCAAGAUAAAUUAUGAAGAAAAAAAGAGCUGAAGGUAUUGAUAUCUAACAUUAUUACAAUUUUGUAUUACAAGUUUGUAUAUGAACACAUUUUUACUUUAUAUUGGAAUUGUUAUAGCACGUACAUUGUAUUUGUAACAUAUCGAGUGUUGUGUUUGAAUAUUUAUCAAGUGCACACGUAUGUAUUGCCGUUUUGUUUCCUGUUUAUUGCUUUACCAUAGAAACCUGGUGCGCUGUGUAAACAUAGCUUUUUUCACUUUUUGAAACUUUUAACUAAAUAUUCGCAUGACUGGUAGAACAUAAUACUGAUUCAAAGCAAAUUAGUAGAUCAUUGUAUGCUUUCAAAAAAUGACAGCUAGUCAUUUGUUUCAAGUUUAGCAGAUUAUCAACAAACCACAGACGGAAAAUAUGUGUUUUUGUGAAAAUUGAAUCGCAAAUAAAACAUUUUUACCAUGAUCCUAAAGAAUUGUCAUUUUAUUGGCAUGUGUCUUAGAAUCCAGAUAAAUACUUCAGAAAAGGCCAAACUUCUGGAUAGCUCAAAGUGUUUCAUACGAUAAUAUAGUACGUGUAAACUUUUAUGCAUUUGCCUUAAAACUGAAGAAUAAGUAAUUUUUUCAUUGGCUUAAUCAUUUUUUCCAGGAGUCCGCUAUAUGCAAUUUUGAUACAUUGCCAUCUGCAACUAAAUUUCAAUGAAACAACAUUUGUAAAGAAAUUAACACUAUAUGAUAAUGACUUAUUAUUAUAUUUCUAUUCCAUAUAACGAGAAUGUUACUCGUAAAAUGAACGUCUCGCAUCAGUUGGUAAAUGAACAAUAUACCAACACUGUAUUUAUCCAUUACGUGUUUGAUCAAACUGUCCCGUACUGCUUGAUAAUUAAAACACUAUAUAAAAAUAUGUCCCCCCCCCCCCCCCCCCCCCCCGCCCCCACCAUUAAGAAUGUCACUUAUAAAGAAAUGAAUAUAAACAGUUUUCAGAAUUGGAUUUUGAACAAAGUGAUGUGGAAUUUCUGCAUGUGCCAUUAUUGCCAUCAAAAAGAAGAUGUGUAACGGUGUCUAGAACGGAGAGUUUUGAAAAGCGCUGAACUUUCUAGAAGUAGGGGCCUCUGUGGCUGAGUGGUUAAGUUCUCUGAGUUCUAACCACUUGCCCCUCACCGAUGUUGGUUCGAGCCUCACUCUGGGCGUUGAAUUCUUCACGUGAGGAAGCCAUCCAGCUGGCUUAGGUAAGGUAGGUGGUUCUACCUAGAUGUUUGUCACGAUGAAAUAAUGCACGGAGGGGCACCUGUAGUCUUUCUCCACCGUCAAAGCCGGAAAGUUGCCAUAUGACCUAUGAUUGUGUUGAUGCGACGUUAAACCGAACAAAACAAAACAAACUGUCUAGAAGUGUGGCCCCUUUAAGAAUUUUUCCAGAAUUCAGAUCAUAUAUCAGUAAAUUGACAAUCGUUUUGAAGAAGAUAUACAGGUUUUGUAUGUUGUUCAAUUUUUAGAUAAAACACUUUCUUUCUAUAAUUUUAUGAUGUUCAACCGUUUUUAAAUAUGAAUCUAACUGUUAAGAGAUAUAAAUUCCUUACUGAUAAAGUUAAAACAUGACAGCAAGCUUAUUCAUAGUUUGACAAUUACCAUUUAAUAUCUGACAUCUAGCAUUUGGCAUUCAAACUUUUGUUUAUGGCAUAUAUUACUGGUUUUGAGCAUUAUGUAUAACGAAUUUGGCAUUUUUCACUAAGUGUUUAACGUUUGGCAAUUAGCCCGGCAUACAUGUCUUCCAUACAUUAUUUAGAUUCAAUACAUGUACGGUAUUUUUUGUGAUAUAUUUGUUUUAAGCAUGACUAAAUGGAUUGAGGAAUUGUGAUCACGCUGUUUUCGUUGUCCGUCGUGCUUGCGUACGUGCGAGCUUCCAUUCGUCCGUCCGUCCGUCCGUUCGUUUGUCCGUCGUCAUAUUUUCAAAUUUCUUUUAACGACAUCUAUUUAAAAACCUCGGAGAGGACUUUGAAGAUACUUUACACAAAUGAUAUCUGGGUGGUCCUAUUUCAAAUGUGUUCAAAUGGUUCCAGUUCUUUGAGCAUGUGUGUCACUAUGGUUAAAAUAAGUUUCAGCUAUCAAAAUUUAUCAAAUUUCUUCUUUUAAGCGAUAAUAGCUAUAGCCUUGAUAUUCGGGUUGUUAUACCGUGGUUCGACUCUAUACCGUAAAUGUUCUAAUUAUUGCCUUAGGGUCAGAAAUGGUGACGCCCCUGAGUGUGCGAUGUAUAUACAAUAUAUAAUACAUAGGAAAAAUUUGAAAUCUUCUUGUCUGAAGGCAUAAUAGCUAGGGCUUUGAUGUUUGCCGUUAGAUAUAACGGUUUCACUCACUACCAUAUUUGUUCAAAUAUCGCCUUUGGGUCAAAAACGGCCAGACACCUGUGUGUGACAUGUACUUACUAUAGGCUUAGAUAUAAGAAACUUUGAAACAUAAUAGCUAGAGGUUUGACACUUGGCAUGUGAUAGCAGGGUUUGACUGUUGGCUACCGUAAUUGUUCAAAUUAUUGCCCUAGGUUCAAAAAUGGCCGAUAUGUGUAUAAUAUUGUCAUAUAUAAAAGACGCUUUGAAUAUACUCUCUGAAUGAGCAUUGAUAUUUGGCAUACGAUAUCAGUGUUUGACUCUCUAUUAUAGUUGUACCCUAUGUUGAAAAAUGGCUAAGCUACCUGGUGUGAAAUGUUUAUACUACAGGUUAAUAUAUAAGAGAAUAUUAGAAAAUAGUCGCUGAAGCUAUAACGCCUAGAUCCUUGAUAUGUGGCAUUUUGUAAUUGGGUUUGGCUCUGUAACAUAAUUGUUCAGAGUACUGCCCUAGGUUCAAAAAUGCCACACCCCUUACUGUGAUAUAUUCGGAUGCUCACUUCUACGGUAAUAUAUAGAUUAUAGACUUAUAUAAAAUCUUCUUCUCUGAAGCCAUAAAGCUAAAGCCUUGAUAUCUGGCAUGUGAUAAAAUAAUUUGACUCUCUGCUUCAAUUAUUAAUGUUAUUGCUCAAGGUUCAAAAAUGGCCACACCCCUGAGUGUGACUUGUUACCCUGUACUUGUACUAUUGUGUUAUACAGAAACACAUUGAAGACUUUUACACAGGUGAGCGUUUUUAGGUCAAUAACCCACAUAGUUUUCUUUCUUAAACUAACUGCGCGAUUUUUAACACGAGUAUGCGUCUUUUCCCUGAAUGUAUAUGAUGUCCUUGAAUUCAGUGCAUACAUUUUGUAUUUUUAAAUUUGUUUGUUGCAGUGUUGAACUUAAACUUUACGUUAGUUAUAAUAUUGUGAGCAGUUAUGUUAAAAGAAGUCAUCUUUCUUCUAGUUUGUAACACUUAAAACCCCAUUUAGAUUAUAAAUGUACGCAGUCGCCUCAUUUGGCACGUGUUUGAGCGCUUUGUGUACAGAGGAUCUGUUGUUUGAUCCCUAGCCGGUAUAAACUAAAUAACAAUACUUUUGUUGUCAUUUGAUUAAUUGGACGAAGACAACAACACAAAGAUGAUUUUUCUUGACAUAAUGGCUCACAUUUUAAUCUGUUAAUACACUUGAAUUUAUUAUCUGUUGACUACUAUUAUGUCCCUGUGUAUAUGUGUGUUAUAAUGCAUGAUUUCUUGAUAUGCAUCGAUUGUUGACAUAAUCGAUUGUUUAAAUGUUCCAAUUUUAUAGAGAUAAGCAUUAAAAUGUAGCUAAAAUCGUAUCAAAUGUAUUAAGAAUGUAUCUUAACUCAUAACGACUGCAUUCAAAGAGUGCUGAUUUAAUUAACGGCUUAAUUAAAACAUUUUGGUGAACUGUGGAAAUGCACAGUCAUAAUUUUCAGUACGUUAUCAAUUCAGGACGACAAAAAUAUCGUCUUCUGGUAUCGAUCGGCUCUUUAAUUACUCAUUUACUUCCAUUAAAAUACACCAUUAUAAUUUAUAAAUAAAAGCUCAGUUUGCUCGGUAAUUGUAAUAGAAGGAAUGAUGUCGUUAAGUCAGUUAUUUUACCUUUGCACUAGUGGAUUACUUUUAAAUUGUAAAAUCGUAACAAACUACUAGUGUAAAAGUGUAAUAACUCUUAUUUUUGUGAAGGUUAGUGCUUAAAUACCUAGAGAGUAUUAGAAGUUCAGUAAAUGAGUUAAAAUGUUAAUUAUGUCAUGGUAUAUAACCACUUUGAUCUUUGGUCUUCUGUUAUUAUAGCGAUAUUUUCAGUAGCAAGAUUGGUUUCAGCAUUUUAAAAUAAUAAAACUUUAUGUAUUGUAAUACGGAAGCCCAUAAAGGCAAUUUGGAAGAAGAAAAGCUUAGCUGGCAAAAUAUGUACGGAUGGUGUAAUGCUUAGUAGCAGCCAUAAUAGUUUUGGUCAAUUUAUAUAGCUCAUGGGUCGUAUGGAAUCAGUUAAGAAAUUUGGUGGUUUAUUUUCUUUACUCUCUCCAGAUUUACUCCCCUUAAAAUAUGAUAAUUUCUUACAUUUUUAUCUCAUAUUUUUCCACUAAUUUCAAAAUGAAAUGUUAUCAAAAUUGGAAUAAGAUACGUUUAUAUACUUAUAGAUUUUAUAAGCAAUAAACAAAUAUACUUUUUGUAUAUAAUUAUGCACAUUUUAAUCCAUAUUUUGUAUUAUAACAUAUUGUAAAUGUAGUACAAUGUUAUCUUAAUAGCAUCAUUGACAGAUGUACGUGACAUGUGUUAAAUUUUUUAAGUAUAUUUAGUGACUUUUGUUUUACAUUUAUGAGUAGUUGCAUCUAAAUGUUUAAUCAUAAUUUCUAUAUCAUUUCAGUAUAAUGUGACUGGGUGGAGUAUCAUGUCGCGUGUCUACGGCGUGAUAUUCCAUGAAAAAAAGACGCUAAGCUCGAACACACACACGCGCGCAUGCACACGAUUUGACUAUGAAAUGUGCGUAUUCAUGGAGGGCUUUUACAAUCUUACUUGUACAUGAAAUAAAAUUUGAAAACUUAGAAUACAUGAUAAAAUGCCGUGUGAUUACCUGUAGAUUAACAAAAGUUCCUUUUAAAAACUUAUAUAUUUUAUACACAAAACAAUGUAUUACUAUAUAAUGCAUUAGAUAUAAAUAGUUAACGUACAUUGAUAUAGGGAAUACUGUUAACCAUAUAAGAUAAGACAAAACUACUGUUUGAUUUAUCUUUUCCAUAACAAGGUUUUUCAAAUGUCCUUUUUAUUAUGCAACAUCUGGAUAUAAGAUACACAUCAUUCUAAAGAUUGAAGCUUCCAACACAUUUUUAAUUACGAUAUUGUAUUUUUCUCUAGAUAAAAGCUGAGCAAAAUCACAACUUCUUACAAAACAAUUUUUUUUAAAUUUUAGAAAUAAAAAACAUGGAAUUAUUGCUUUUUUGCAAACUAGAUAUCCUUAAAUUUUGAAACGUUUUGAUAUCAGGAAUCAUGAAUGAAUUUUAUAAUGGAAAAUAUUAUGUCAAAAUCGUUUGUCUUUUAUGAUUUAUAGAAAAAUUAUCAAGAUCUUUUCAACAGUAAACAAGCUGGAAGAUAACAGAGAAAGUAUUGCACUAUGAUUAGAGAAGAAAAGAAAAUCUUGUGAACAAACGGUCUACGUUUAAAAGGAAAGUAGGCAAAUUGGCGCUAAGAAAAUAGCCGCCAGUCUUCCGAAAUUUUUAAAGUUGAAGAAAAAAGUACAUAAUUUGCUUUUAUUCCUUUGAUGUCUCUAAUCUAAAGAAAUAUUAAACAUGAAAAUCAUAUUUAUAACAUUACCAUAGGUAUGCUUAUUUUUUCCAUCUUUUGUUCAGAACAUUGGCACCAGACCAGAAAGAAAAUGCCUCUGUACAUGUUAUACCCUACCCCUAGUAUUCUAUAAGAACCAUGGUCAUGAAUGGGAAAAUAUACUAACCCAUUUCAAUCGCGUAUUUCAUACCUAAAACACACAGUUCGGUAAAUGUGUACUUAUGACAUUAAACAAGUGGUAAUUUAUCUUCCAUUGUGUACCGGUCACAUUUUCUUCAACGGUACAAAAAAAAAAUGCUUGAACUCCCUGGUGAAGUUCCGGUCUAGAUUACAAAACCGUUGUGAUUGGCUGAUGUGAAAAUGUAUGUCAGUCUUCAUUUUACUAUACUACUACUAAAAUGUUUAAAUGCAGCAUAGAUGUGCAAAAUGAAUUAAAUAAGCAGAACAGAUGUAUACCAAUGUAUGAUUUCAAAUUCAAAAUCAUAUACAAGAUGAAUUUCAUUCAUCAUUUCGAGCCUUAUCGUAAAACUGCUAAUAUAUUGCAUUCUGUUUUUGUUUGUUUUCAUUUCGCUUAACAUUUGCACACCACCGUGACCUCUAGACCGGAAGUUAACAUUGACUAAAGCAUGAAAUAUGUGGAGCCCCUCUGCAAUAUGGAAUAUUGAGACAAUGUGACUGGUGCACGAUGGAAGAUAAAUUACCGCUUGUUCAAUAUACUAGGUACCCAUGCACCGAACUGCGCGUUCUUGGCGAGAAAUGUACGAUUGAAUUGGGUUAGUGCACUUACCCGUUCAUGACAAAGGUUCUUAUAGAAUACCUAGUGGUAGGUAUAACAUGUACAGAGGCAUUUAUUUCUGAUCUGGUGCAUGUGGUUCAGAACACUAAAUAUUGGAACUUAAUCAGAAUAGCAUCAGUCAAACAGCUCAAGAACCAAAUAGAUCUUGAAAACGAAAUUUAUGAUAAAAGGCCCUUAUCAGCAGUUUUAACGAUGACAGUCAAAUUAUUUGGUAAAUAUACCUGCUGUAUGUCCAUGCUUUAUAUAAUAUUCUCAGUUAGAUGAGACAUUUGAAUAAAAACAACUUAUUUUACUUAUUCUCUUGAGUUUUGAUAUUUCUGAGAUUUGUCUGCCAUUUCCUCGUGUAAAUGCUGAGUACUCAUUAGAUUAUGAUUACAUGUUUCAAGCAGAUCAUAAAGAACAUCUUUUUCAUUAAACAAUGAGUUUUUAAAAUGUUCAUUUAUGUGGCUGGAGAUGUUAACAUAUAAUUACAAAUAUUGUUUUCCUAAUUUCAUGAAAAUUUAAAACAAAAUUUGAAAAUGUAUCAGGAAAAAUUCAAAAAUUAAAACUUUAAAUUGUUUUCCAGUUGAAGUAUUAAACAAAAUAUACUUAAUAAUUAAGCAAGUAUUUUUAACACAAGAGCUAGCACUUCAUAAAGUAUACAAAACAAAACAGUUUUGCAGAAGCUUACAAAUUACUAUACCACAUUUUGAAAAUAAGAAAGUACUUUUAAAAUGCCUUCAAAAUUUCAUCAAAAUGAAACACGUAUAAAGCAAGCAAUAUGCUAGAGGAAUCGUUGUUUUUUAUUUGUACGGCCAUAUUACUCUAAAGAUGUGUAUUGAUCUUUAUAUUCCACAUAAAUGCAUCUCUGGUUACUUAAAGAAUGUUUCAUUGUCUGUAUUUAGAUUAGAAUGUUGGUCGAUUUCUCAGGCCUUUUGUUCAAAAAUAACUUACAGAUAUGACUUAGAAUACACGCACUCACGCACGCACACACACGCAUUCACGCACGCACACUGGACUUGUCUCAUCUAGGCCUGGGAAAUAAAUCAUUGCAAUCAUGUAGUCCAUUUCAUGAUGUAUCUUUUUUUACGAUUCUUAUUGCUGUUUAUUAGUUUUGCUAAAGACUUGUAUAAAAGACGAUAACUGACAAGUAUCUAUUAUAUUGUAAUAUGUAUUUUGCAAUAUGUUUGUUGAAAGAUAAUAGCAAUGCGAAAAUCUAUGAAAGAUAUAUAAUGAAAAUGACAA